This is a messenger RNA of Pseudopodoces humilis (Tibetan ground-tit), 3643 nucleotides long. The record is from RefSeq and is a predicted model, not a curated record. NCBI's taxonomy places the organism in Eukaryota, Metazoa, Chordata, Aves, Passeriformes, Paridae.
CAGCUCCCCCGUCAAUGAAUCUGCCGUGUGUGCCUCAGUGCAGAGUGCCAGCCAGGAGCAGUUCCUGGAGGUGGCCCAAGGCCAAAGAUCCCCGUGCAACCUCACCUUUGGCCAGCUCGCCUGUGCCCAGGGAACUUGGCUCCAGGACCUUCAGGAUGAUUUCCUCAUAUCCUUAUAUUCCUGCCUGGCCUCUAAACCUGCCACAGCUGUGGAUCCAGAAUAUUCCAUCCUGUUCUUUUCCAAAUAUGAUGCCAGGAAGCUUUUGACCUCCCUGUCCGUGUUCAACCAGAGGUUUUCCCAGGUGCCCCUUUCCCUGGAGUGGAGCCUGAUUUUCAUGAACGGCCUGUGGGAGAGGAUGCUCCGAGUGCCUGGAAUUGAGACCCCCCCAGUGCUGUUCCAGUGGGUCCAUGAGGGACUCGAGCCCUUCCUGGUGCAUCCCGAGGUCUUUGGCUGCCUCCGUGCCAAGGAUGUGUCCUGUGAGGAAUUCCAGGCGGUAGUGGCUGCCCUGGAUGGAAUCUACUCCCAGCUUCCCGUGGAAGAGCAGAGGAAUCUUUACGCUGGGAUCAAGCAUUUCCUCACCCAGGAUGAAUCCAGCCAGAAGUGCCACAGCCAGGCCAUUCCCGCUCUGAAUUCCACCGCCUGGUUUCGGAAUUAUCUGGGAUCCUUUCUGGAGCACGCCACUGUGGAGGACCUGCAGCUUUUUGGGGAUGAAGCAACACUUCAAAAAUUUGCCAGGGAUCCUGUGAAUAUGGAGAUGGUCGGGAACCUCACCUUGCUCAGGGAGACUGCUCUGUACUACACCCUCCUCCUGACCUCUGCUCCUGCUUUUCCACUGUCCAGUCUCCCAGAUGAAUUUAUUUGUUACCUGAGCCCCAGGGCGGUGAGAAACCUGAGCAAGGAGGAGACUUUGGGAGUGGCCCAGAGGCUCGGGAAGAGCUGCCCAUGGAGCAGGGGAAUGCCUGGAGGGAGAGCUCCCUCCUCCCUGGCACGGCAGGAACUGCAGGUCGCGUCCGCCCUGGUGAGGAAUUUGGAGGAUUUCUCUCCAGCGGUGCUGGGAGCCUUGGGCCAGGCUGCCCUGGGGCUCUCGGUGUCCAGCAUCCAGGACAGCAUCCCUGAGGAGCACCUGGAAGCAGCUCUUCCCACCCUGGGAAGCGUCCGAGGCUGGAAUGCCGAGCAGUCCAGGGCUAUCGUCAACAAACUGCUCCGCUCUGGCUACCAGGUCCUGGAUGGACAGAGCCUGGCAGAGCUGGGGACUUUGGUGGGUGGCCUCAACAGCAGCACACUCCAGAGCCUGGCCCCAGAAGUUGUCCUGGAGGCCAUCCAGCUGCCAGGCUUCGCCCAGCGCCUGGAGCCUCUGUCCCCUGCUCUGAAAAGGACCCUGGUGGAAAAGGUUUCCUCCAGGGUUGGCCACCCCUCUGAGCUGGUUAAACUCAUUCCCAGUGCUCUGGCCAGCUACAUCCCAAAAUCCCUGCUUGUUUUUGGGGAAGAGAAGCCAAAUGUGCAGGAUCUCAACGAUAAACCUUGGACCAGAGACCAGGCUGCCAUGUUUUUCGGUGAUGUGGUGAAGGCAGAGCCUGACUUCAGCAGGCUCUCCCAGUCUGUCCUCCAGGGCUUCACCUGCGCAGCUGCCAGCGCUGUGGGAGCAGAAAGGUUUCAGGAGCUGGCCAAAGUCAUGAGGAAGAAGAAGGUCAGGCUGGGGCAGGACCAGCUGAACUGCUUGCUGAGGAUGGUGACCCUGCAUGGGAUUCCCAAGGAUUUGGACAGUUAUCCCAAAGACCUGUUGCUGUUUUUAAGCCCCUCAGACUAUGCAGCCACAGGGAGCUGCAGGCAGUUCUUUAUCAAUAUUGGGGAGGCAAACCUGGAUGUUCUGCCCAGAGAGGCUCCUCAGAGGCAGCAGCUGCUCCUGGAGGCUCUGGAGUGUCUGCAAGUUCCUGGCACAGCAAUAAACGAGGAGAACGCUGAGGUUCUGGGAGGGCUGGUGUGUGACCUGCCUGGGGAGUACAUCAGGAGCUCUGGGGAGAGCUUGCUGAAGGAUUUGAGCCAGUGUGGAUCUUUCCUGCCUGAGCAAGAAGAGGCCAUCAGGGACGUGCUCAGCAGUGGCAACACCACCUUUGGGCCUCCUGCAGCAUGGUCAGCCUUCACCCUGAGCCAGCUCCAGGGGCUGAUCCCAGUGCUGGAUCCCAGCAUCCUGCAGCAGAUUCCCCAGAAAGCUUUAAGCACCUGGCUGAGGAACUUUGCCUGGGAUUCCCCCCUGUCCAGGGAGGAGCUGGCCACCAUCAUCGCCGAGCUCCUGCCCCGCCGGCACAAGCGAGAGGAUGGUUGCCCAGCUGACAAGGAGAUAACAGAGGCAGUUCUGGAGGACCAGGUGAUGCCUGUCUACUACACCCCCGAGGAGCUGCGCGCCUGCCUCCGCAACGUCUCCCUGGAAAAUCGCCUCUCCCAGGUCCUCACCUACCCCUUCAGCAACCCACAGCUGGCUGUGCUGAAGGAGUACCUGCACGAGAGAUAUCCCAAUGGUUAUCCCGAUAAUCUGCUCUCCAGCCUGGGCGCUCUCCUUCCCAUCAUCACCCCGGAGGAAAUUUCCACCUGGAAGAUGAGCUCAGCUGAAACCUUGGCUGCCUUCCUGAGAAAUGAGCCUCAGCCCUCGGAUUCCCUGGCCUCAGCAGCAAUUAGACGCUACCUGGAGCUGGGUAACGCCCUGAACGCCACGGCCCUGAGCGCCAUCGGCACCAGAUACGUGUGCCUGCUGAAUGCCACCGAGCUGAAGGCCAUCGACCCCCCCAGCCUCAAACUGGCAUCUCUGGAUCCUUCAGCCUGUUCACAGGACACAAAGGACCUCUUGUACCAGAAAGCCAAAGAGGCUUUCUCUGACCAGCACCAUUUACCUGCUUACUAUGAGCUGAUUUUACCUUACCUGGGGGGGGCUCCCGCUGCAGAUCUCAAGGCUCUCAGCAAGAACAACGUGAACAUGAACAUCAACACCUUUGUGACUCUGAGGAGAGAUUCUCUGAUGCGCCUGACACCCCCUGAGGUGGAGGGGCUGCUGGGGGUGAACCUCCCCGAGCUGGCCCAGUGGCAGAACAGGGCUCCUGUCCGGGACUGGAUCCUGCUGCAGAAACAGUCGGAGCUGGACAAGUUCCACCUGGGGCUCACGGGGGGCACGCAGGAGGGCUACAUCAACAUCGUCACCCCCAAAUUCCCAGCAUCAUCCUCAGCCCCUCUGGGGACGGUGGCCAUGGCAUUCCAGCUCCUGCCUGCCCUGCUCCUCAGUUUCCUCAUCGUGUCCAUCUUGUCGUGACCAUCUCCUCCAGGAGGAACCGAGGGGCACCAGCUGUGCCUGCUCUGACACCCGGCGUGAGCAGUGCCCAGAGCUCCAGGCAGCUGCCAUCAGCCCAGGACUCACUUUUAGGUACUUUUGGUUUUCAAUCACCUGGAAAAAAAACCCAUUUAUGUCUGAAGGGAAGAUUCCAGACUCUUUGGAGCAGGAUCUUUGCCUUUGGGACAGCUCAAGCCCAGCUCAACUGCAAACCACCGCUGAACCUCUUACUGCUGGGUUUAAGGGUGAGUUCUGCAGAUUAAAAAUGACAUUUCUCAGAGCCUGACCUCGUGAUACUGCCAAGACCUCAGGGUGGGAGUGAAGUUU